This is a messenger RNA of Paramecium pentaurelia, 1194 nucleotides long. Lineage: Eukaryota; Ciliophora; Oligohymenophorea; Peniculida; Parameciidae. The record is from the annotation of a GenBank genome assembly.
AUGAAAUUAUUAUUGUUUGUGUUAUUCGUAUAUACAUAUGCGACAAGUGCACAAUAUAGAUAAGCUAUGGAAGAUGUAUAUAUUAAACUAUUCAAUAGCUUAAUGAUGAUAACUUUGGUUAAACACUUUUAGAAACAAUUUAAAUGCAUAUCUAAUCUGAUGAACCUGUAGGUAAUUUAGUCAACAUGUUAUAAAAUCUACAAUCAUAAGUAGAAAAAGUGUAAACUAAAUCUGAAGAAUAACACAAGAGAAUUUCUACUAAUUGCUACAUCAACUUAGGUUAAUUGAAUGAUCAAAUCGAUAAUUAUAAAAUUAAAUCUGUGACUUUAAAAUCAUAUAUUGAAACUCUUAAUCCUAAUGUCAAAUAGAGUGUUGCAAUGGUUGAAAGAAAAUAAAAAGAAAUAGUAUUUUUACAUAUAAUAAAGAUAGGAUGACUAUAAAUAAGAAUUGAAAUAAGCAGCACAAAAAAGAGAAAAGGAACAUGAAACCUAUAAUAAUAUUUUAGAUAACCUUGAGUAAGCCUUAUUUGGUUUCCAUCAAAUAAAAUAAGCAUUUAAUCAAUUUAUUGAUUCUGUAUAAAAAGGAUAACGUAAAUUUGAGUCAUUUGUUGAAAUGAAGUAAAUUUUAAAGUAAGUUAAACACACUUACAAACUUGAAGGAUAUAAACAUUUUGUGUAAUUACUUUAGUCUCUAUCAAAAUAAACAAGUGAAGAAGUAUUAUAUUUCAUAUAUAUUAGGAAGCAUUAAAAUUAGCUAUUCAAUUAAGUACAAUUCUCAAAUAAAUUGAAUCAUACAUUUAAACUGAAAGAACAAGAGAAGAUCAAGCAGAUUUAUCAAGAGAAACAGCUUAUAAUGAUUAUAAAGCUCAAAUAGCUGAUUUGUUGAAUGAAGCUUCAAAAUCUCUUACUGAAAUGACAGGUAUUAUUUAUGAAUAAAUGAGGAAUUUUGGAUAGUUAGUCAAAUGAAUUGAAAUAGAGUGAAAAUGAAAAGAAGGAAGUUGAUGUUAGAUUACAAAAUAAAAUGAAAGAAUUUGACAAUAUUCAAGCAGAAUGUUCAAUUCUAGAUUAAGAAUAUUAGUAAUCAACUAAAUAAAGAAAUUAAUAAACUAAAUUACUUGAUUAAGCAAUAUUAUUAACAACAACUUCACUAGGAUAAUUGAAAAAUGAUUUAUUAAAGCAUGCUGAAGUUUAUUGA